AUGGCGUCAAUAUUUUUAAAUAAAAAAACAAUAGAGACUAACAAUUUUAUUUUUAAUGACAAUCGUCCAAAAAACAUAAAAAUUGUAGAUAAAAUAAAAUCAUCAACAGUUGAAUUCUUUCAUUCAAUUCAAAAACAUAUACAACAAGUAAAGGUAGAGAAUAAUAACAAUAACAAUAAUAAUAAUAAUAAUAGCGAAAACAAUAAAUAUAAAAGAAGUCAAAGUGAAGAAAAUAUAAAUAACUAUAUUCAAAAUCAUUUUAAUCCACCACAGCCACAAAAAAAAAGAAAUAUUUUAUUCAUUUUUCAAAACUUAAUAAAUAGCGGUAAUUCUAAUAAUAAUAAUAGUAGUAAUAGUAGUUGUAAUAGUACACCAUCGACAUCACCUUCAUCAACACCAAGAUCAACAAAUUCACCAAGAUCAACAUAUUCACCAAGAAAUAAUAAUAAUAAUUUUACAGAGUCGUCAAGUGAUAAUCAACAAUUUGAUAUUACAUUCAAUAUGGUUGUUGAAAAAGAGCGUGUUAUAUUAACAGUUAAAGUUCCAGAAGUUGGAUUAACUAAAAAGAUAUUAUUUGAUAAAGUUGAGACUAUAAAAGAUGCAAUUCUAUUAGUAAUUGAAAAAUUACCACCUGGAUGUCUAGAUGCAUCAGAAUAUAAUUUAUUUUUACCACAAAAGAAUCAAUGGUGUAAAAUUGAUUCACGUUUUUCAAAAUAUCAAUUCAAAGAGAAUCAAGAAAUUGAAUUUAAAAAAGAUUCAAGAGGUGGUGUUUCACAUAUGUUAUCAAAUGUUGGUAAUUUAUUAACAAGACCCUAUAGAACCAUUUAUAUUAAAUUACCAGAGAUUGUAACUGUUGGUACAUUACCACCACUUCAAAUAAAUGGUCAAAUUGGUGAUUUACCAUCAUUAAAUAAUAGUUUAAAUAAUAGUUUAAAUAAUAUAUCCAGUAGUAGUAGUGGUGGUACUGGUGGUGGUAGUGGUACUACUGCUGCUGCCACUGGCAGUUCUUUAUCAAAUUCAAAUUCAAAUUCAAAUUUACAAAAUUCACAAUCUGCAAAUAAUUCACCAAUUAUUCAUAGGCGUAGAACUUCAUCAUUUUCAUAUGAUCCAAAUAUACAUCAUUCAUCAUUAACACAUAGUAAUAGUAAUAGUAAUUUAAUAUCAACUAAUACAAGUUCUAUUGGAAAUAGUGCACCAUCACCAACUACAUUAGGUUCAAAACCAUUUUCAAUUCCAAAAUUAAAUUUAACUGAAAAUAAUUUAAACAAUUCAUCAUCUACAUCAUCAUCACCAAGAAAUAAUGGUAAUGAAGUUAUACAAUCAUCAUCGUCAACAUCAUCACCACGCGUAAACGCACCACCUCCAUUAGAACAUAAGAAAUCAUUUUUAAAUAUAAUUGGUAUUUCACCAAGAGGUACCAAUCGUGAACGUUCUUCAUCAACAAAUAGUUUAAAUAAUUCAACCUCAUCAUUAAAAUCAAGUAAUAAUAAUAUAUUACAACAGCAACAACAACAACAGCAACAUUAUGACUCUGCACCAACUACACCAAGAAAUUUUGGAACAUUUGUUAGAACUCAACAACUACAAAAUCAACAACAACAACUACAACAACAAGAAUCAAUUGAAGCAUUUGAUUUUGAAGAUGAUAGUACAUUAGGUGAAGUUUUAAAUAAAAUUUGUACAAGAUAUCAAUAUAUUGAAAAGGAUUUAUUAGAAGAUUAUAGUUUAAUUACAAAGGAUGGGUUAUGGUUUGUUGAUCGUAAUAAAACAAUUACAGAACUCGGUUUAAAACAUAUGGAUGAAGUUGAAUUUAAACGUAUGACUCAAAAAGUUAAAGUAGUUUUCUUGAAUAAAGAAAUCGUUUUAAAUUUUAAUCCAUCUGAUACAUUAAAAGAAAUUAAUUAUAAAAUCAUUGUACAUUAUUUACCAUCAUUAAUUAAAUUAAGUAGAUCAAAUUCAAUUUUAUCAUCAUCUUCAUCUUCAAUUUUUUUAAAUCAUCAAUCAUCGUCAAGUUCAAACUCAUCAUCUUCACCGUCACAAUCAUAUAGAUCAUCAUUAUCAUUAGAACCUUUAGUAAUAAGUGAUCUUGAAAAUAGUCAAAUUCUUUCAAAUACACCAACCAUUACAACCGUUGGUAAUCAUCAAAUUUUAAAUUUACAACAACAACAAAAUAAACAACGUUCAUAUUCUGAUGCAAGUCCAUUAUCAUUUUCAAAAGAUUAUACUUCAGAAAUUUCAAAUCAUCAACAACAAAAUAUUGAAAAUCAUAUAAAUAGAAGGAAAAAUAGUAUUUCAACAAAUCCUUUAACAAAUAGUGGUAAUAUAGCUAAUAAUAAUAAUAAUAAUAAUAAUAAUAAAGAUAAAGAUGAUAAUAAUAAUAAUAAUAAUAAUAAUAAUAAUAAUAAUAAUAAUAAUAAUAAUAAUAAUAAUAAUAAUAAUAAUAAUAAUAUAGCGAGUAGUACAGAUACAAUUCAAUCAAAUAGUUCAACAGGUAGUUUAGGUAGUAAUAAUAAUAUAGCGUUUUCAAUUCAACAAAAUAGAUAUCCAAUACCUGAUAAUUUAGUUGAAUUUAAAGAUUUUAAAUUACAUUUAUCAGGUACAAAGAAUCAAAAUCCAAAUAUAAAUCAGAAAUUUGAUAUGUUAUUAGAUGAACGUCGUACACUUUCAUCAUUUAAUUUUUGGAAUAACAUAAAAUUACAUUUUAAAAAUUCUUCAAAAAGUUUACACUCUGACUCAAAAAGAGUUGCUCCAACUUUACCAUUCUAUUUACAAAUUGAAUCUGUUGAACAAUUUAGUGUUAGUCAUAUUUUAGAAUUAGAAGGUACUUUAUUAAUUUCUGAUAUUUUAAAAUCAUUUAAUAGAUUACUUUUAAAUAAUGAAAAUAUAAAAAUAAACGAUCCAUUAGAUGAAUAUGGAUUAUUUUUUAAUACUGUAAAUAAUGGAAAUAGAGAAGGUUUAAGUUAUGGUAGUUCAAUUUAUUUAGAUCCAUAUAAAACUUUAUCACAUUAUCCAAUGAUUGAACCAUUGGAUAAAUUAAUGUUUAAGAGAACAAAUACAAUAUUUGGUGUUGAUCCAAAUACAAUUGUAUCAAAGAUUGACCCGAUAACUGGAUUUAAUAUACCAUGUUUAUUAUUAGACUUGAAACAAAAGUUUAUUGAAUUGGAUGGGUUCUCAAUUGAAGGUAUAUUUAAAACAAAUAACUAUUAUGAUUUAACAUUCACUGAAAUCAUUAAAGAAAUUGAGAAUGGUACUUUAUUAACAAGCAAUAAUCCAAAUGUUGAUGCUAUUGGUAUUGCAUGUUUCAUUAAACGUUGGUUUUCAAAAUUACCAAAAAAGAUUUGUUCACUUUUAGAUGAUGAAACUUUACUUUAUGCUUCAACUCAAGAAUCAACUGCUGAAGCUUCAUUAGAUUCAAUUCCUCAACCUUAUAGAUCCUUACUAUUAUGGUUAGUUAGAUUCUUAUCUGAAGUUUCUCAAAGUGCUUACACUAAUAAAUGUAGUGCUAAAAUCUUAGCAAUUGUAAUAGCCCCAAAUUUAAUUUCAAUUUCACCAAACAAUAAUAAUAAUAAUAAAGAAAAUAAUGAUCACCAUCAUCACCAUCACCAUCAUCAUAAUAGUCACCAUCAUAGAGAUAAUAAUAAUAAUAAUAGUAAUAAUAAUUCAUCAACAACACCAACUUCAUCAUCAGUUGGUAAAUAUACAAGUUUAGAGAAAUUACAUCAAUGUACUUUAUUCCUUAGAAAUUUAAUUAAAUUAAAAUUAAGAGAGAAUGGAUUCCUUCCAAUUUCAACUUCUUCAAUUUCAAUUUCAAAUUCACAUAAUUCAUCAUCUUUUAUCUCUAUGACUGGCACAAGUGAAACUUCUAUUCAUUCUUCAAAUUCUCCAAUCUCUUCUUCAAUCUCAAGAUCUCCUUCUUUAACUGAUAUUGUUGAAGAGUAA
Molecule: messenger RNA, 3939 nt
Organism: Dictyostelium discoideum AX4
Lineage: Eukaryota; Evosea; Eumycetozoa; Dictyosteliales; Dictyosteliaceae
Gene: gacG
Product: RhoGAP domain-containing protein
Exons: 2
Coding region: 1-3939 (1312 amino acids)
Biological process (GO): signal transduction
Cellular component (GO): cytoplasm
Molecular function (GO): GTPase activator activity
Source: RefSeq, a predicted model, not a curated record